Molecule: messenger RNA, 2854 nt
Organism: Galleria mellonella (greater wax moth)
Lineage: Eukaryota; Metazoa; Arthropoda; Insecta; Lepidoptera; Pyralidae
Exons: 11
Coding region: 281-1696 (471 amino acids)
Biological process (GO): cobalamin transport
Molecular function (GO): cobalamin binding
Source: RefSeq, a predicted model, not a curated record
UUAUACGAAUGAGCGUUUAUUGGUACUGGGGGAGGAUGCAACACCGAGAGAUUGCAUAGAAGGGUGUUUCCAUCCCUCUGAAAUCCCAAAUCAUUUUCAGUCUACGCUGGUCGGUGCGCGCGGGCGGUCGUGUCGCUUGCGUGGUGUUAUCGCGAUAUCAGACCAAAUUCCAACUCCGUGUUGUUCUUCUAUAGUUGUUUAAAGCAGCGGGGAAGUUACACACACCCGGUGAUCAGCAGUAUUAACCUGUCAAGAGGGAAAAGCGUUUGCUACCAUCAGGAUGGGACAUCUGCGUAUAGCAAGUUACUUGGUUCUAGUACUGAUUUCUGUGACUGUUUGUGCUCAAACUGAAACGGAAGCGCCGACGACCGCAACCACCAAGCCUGCGCCGACCACCACAGUGGUGCCUUCCACGUCCACCAUCGUUUGGGAGGAGACACUGAACGAGGGUCAGGCGAUACAGAAGGCGCUCCAAUAUCUGCUGCAGCACCGCCAGCCUGAUUGGGGCUGGGGAAACGAUACUCAUCAUGUCAUGCUUACUCUGCAGCUAGCAAACAACACUGGCAAGGAAAUAGAACAGCAAGGACUAGAAAUGCAGCUGUCAGCCAAACAAAUGGAAAUUGAAAUAUUGCUUAUGAUAUCCAAGCACCACGAGUCCCCGCCGCCCCUGGGCCGGCUCGCCGCCUACACGCUGGCGCUAGGCGCUCUGUGCAAGGACCCUCGCUCGUUCCACGGGAGGGACUUGGUGACCGCGCUGCUGCACCGCGAGCCGCCCCACGACCUGGAAUUCGCGUACGCGACCCUCGCUGCCUGCUCCUCGGCCGCGCAUGUCCGCCGCCGACAUAUCCGACGGUUGCUGGACAUUGCUAAUGCUGCAGCUGACCAUAGCCUUGACACGAUAUCAAUGGUAAUAUUGGCGCUCCGCUGCGUGGUACAAGACCACCGCCACCGCAGCUUGAUCCACUUCGUGCGUCGUCCAAUGGCCGGCCUCGCGCGUCAGCAGCACCCUGAUGGUAGCUUUGGAAGUCUCACCACCACCGCUCUCGCUAUACAAGCUCUCGAAGAUUCCGACAGUGGACCUGGAGCUCACCAGCAUUGGAGCCUGCCAGCUGCCAGGAAAUGGCUACUGGAGCGACAGAACCCUGACGGAGGCUGGGGAGACGUGGCGAAGACCGCUGCAGCAGUUACAGCGCUGACUCCAGCAUCUUUAGCCGCUGUACGGCCACCGCACUGUAGCGACAAGCUACUUGAUAGUCGCCACGAGCCCUUAGACAGCAACAGCGGCGAUGGCAGCGUGAAGCUGGCAUACCAAUCGGGACAGGCCAGCAACGAGUCGGACGCGCGCAACGUGUCCUUCACGUACACGCUGUGGCUCGGCACCAACGUCACUGAUAACUUCACGCUGCAGAUGGUCGCGCCCAGAAACGUAUCAUUCUACCACGUUAUGCAAAUGGCUGCAGACCAGAAUCCAAAAUUCAAAUUCGAAGCAAGCGAAUGGCCAAACGGUCACUACGUGCACACACUAGCUGGGCAUAAGGAAGAACCAAUGGGCUACCACUACUGGUUGCUGUACCGUCUGCCAGAAAUACCAGACCCCGCCAGCCCGCCUGGUAACCAACUCGUCGCACCAGUCGGUGUCGACGAUCUGUUAGUAGAAGACGGAGAACAUUACCUUUUCUGGUAUAAGAAGCUGUAAACCAAACGGACUGAUCCUCCAGCAACAUCCGUUUGAAUUCCUUUCUUUUCAUUACUAAAAUUAAAAAUUACAAUUUCAAAUAAAAGCUCAGACACUUGCAGAUAUACUGAUGUUGUUAAGUAUGGUCUUAAUUAUAAUAAAAGUCUGCGCAAAUGAAUACCAAUCCUAAGGUAUAGGUUUUAUCUGCCCAAAAUAGGACCUUUACAAUUGAAUCAUAUAACAUAACAGAGACUUUACCGCGGAUCCUAGAGGAUUUUACUUUCAUUUACGCAAUCUCAAAAGUAUUCUCAUAAAUUCUAACCUAUAUCGUCACAGUCGUAGAAUACUGACGGAUCUGACAAAUAUUACAUAUAAAGAUCCGUCAGUAUUCUACGACUAUGACGAUAUGUUGUAAAAUAGUGUCAGCACAGACAGUCAUAAUAUAGGAAAAGAGAGUCGCUAUCACUUACAAUUCGAUUAUAAUUAUCAUUUAUCAGUAAAAUAUAAAAUGAUUAAGUUGGAGUAUGCACAAAUGUGUGUAUGGUGCGUUCCGUUUGCGUACAGUCUAUUUGAAACAGUGUGUGUGAAGUCAACUCGAAAAAGGAUCAGGGCUAAACAGUAUUUAUUUUAAUGUUAUUAAGUAUGCAUGUAUACAAAUAAAAAUGAAUAUUUUAUGUAACUAUACCUUCAUUAAAAUGGUUGCUUAGUCCUUACACAAUUCAUGUUGAAGCUAUACCCCUAAUACUAAUACCCUUAAUAUUGUUUCUCCUUUUUAUUUAAGAGUUUCCUCCUGUUGGGGCAACUAAUUCAUGCAUUCUUUUCCAGCCAGCUCUAUUCCGAACUAUAUAUUUGACCUCCCUAUACGACAUGACAUCUAGUGUUGCCUUUAUCUGUCCUAUGUAGUUAUUUCUCGGUAUUCCCCUUCCUCUUUUCCCCUCUAUUUUUCCUUCUAGUAUGCUCUUUAAAAAAUCGUCAUGUCGUAUAAGGUGGCCUAGUAUUUUACCUCUUCUAUUCUCUAUAAUAUAAUAAUAUUGUUACAACAUGGAAAUGUAAUAAACCAUUGAUUUGAAUUGUAUAAAACUAUUAUUUUUUUUUAUUUUAUUUGUAUUUUCUGUAGUAUUGUACUGAAAUUGUGUUAUAGCUACUUGAAAAUACAGCUGAAAUUUGUAUGAUGAAACA